Messenger RNA from Exophiala dermatitidis NIH/UT8656, 864 nucleotides. Its product is annotated as MFS transporter, SIT family, siderophore-iron:H+ symporter. Bases 1 to 864 code for a protein of 287 amino acids. Lineage: Eukaryota; Fungi; Ascomycota; Eurotiomycetes; Chaetothyriales; Herpotrichiellaceae. Gene Ontology annotation, molecular function: transmembrane transporter activity. The transcript has 2 exons. The record is from RefSeq and is a predicted model, not a curated record. Gene Ontology annotation, biological process: transmembrane transport.
AUGUUCGUGUUGGGCGGAUGUUUGCUUAUUGCAUGGCCUUUUGUGGAAACUUAUGCUCCACGACCGCUGGUGCGGAUUCGAAGCUUUUUCACGAAUCCCGACAUUAUUGCCCCGGCGGCCAUUCAUUUUGUCGAUCAGUUUUCCUACGCCAUGACAUAUACGCCUGCGUUCCAGUGGGUCGAGGUGGUUUAUGAUUGGAAUACCUCGGACGCCACUUAUUUCUACUACACGCAGUCGUUGUGUCUGGUUGUCUUUGCCAUUGCCGCGGGAUUUGCGGCCAGCAUGACACGCAGGUACAAAUGGGUGGCCUUUUCAGGCUCUUGUAUUCGUCUGUUGGGUUUGGUAUUGAUGAUCAAGUACCGUGGUGCUCAUUCUUCGGCUUUCCAGGUCGUCAUGCCACAAGUCAUCCAGGGUCUGGGUGGUGGCUUGAUGACCGCCAAUCUGUUGGUGUCUGCUCAGGCUUCGGUGCCUCAUGACGAAGUGGCCAUUGUUACUGGAUUCAUGCUGUUGGUUAUUGAACUUGGUUCGGCUAUCGGUUCAGGCCAACUUCAUCACUACAUUGAUCCCGUUGUCGGCGGAAACAGCACGGUUGCAGAGUUGAUCUAUGCCCAAGCUGCUUCGGGUCUGGCCGAGUAUCCGCUGGGAUCACCUGUCCGGACUGCCACUAUCAAUGCCUGGACCGACAACAUGCAUCAGAUCUUGAUUGCCUCGAUUACAAUUGCCGCUGUCAAUAUUCUCACUUGUUUGGGUUUGCCGGACCGGGUCCUGAGUGAUAAGCAGAACAAUGUCACUGACGAGCCCGUGUCGAUUCUGCCGCCUACAGCGGCGCUGCCACGACGUCCUCUGCCGACAACAACUGCUUAG